Messenger RNA from Monodelphis domestica (gray short-tailed opossum), 4147 nucleotides. It is a transcript of the gene FBXL12, whose product is annotated as F-box and leucine rich repeat protein 12. Gene Ontology annotation, molecular function: protein binding. Gene Ontology annotation, biological process: positive regulation of protein ubiquitination. The record is from RefSeq and is a predicted model, not a curated record. Lineage: Eukaryota; Metazoa; Chordata; Mammalia; Didelphimorphia; Didelphidae.
ACCGGAAAGCGGAAACGGAAGCUCAGUCCAGGUUGCGAUGGCGACGGCUUCGGAAUUGCCGGACUGCCUUCUAGUGGAAAUUCUGUCCUUCGUUCCUCUCCGGGACCGACUCCGGAGCUCCAGGGUGUGUAAGCGCUGGCGGAGGCUGGUUCUGGACAAAGCUUUAUGGAAAACUUUGGAUCUGAGUCCUUACAGGGUUGGGCCCAAUGUGCUAUGGCAGCUCCUGCGCCAGUACUUGGGCCCGGGGCUGAGGACCUUCAAGGUUCGAGGUCGCCUGUUCUCCGAGCCCCGGGCCUCGCUGCUGUCCCCUGCCCUGCUGCAGGAGCUGGGGAAGCGCUGCCCGAACAUGGCCUAUCUCUGCCUUCUGGAAGAGGACCUUCGCAAAAUUCCCUUCUCCUGCCUGCCCCGUUCCCUUCGAUGCCUGGAACUACAGUCGUGUGAGCUUCCCCAGACCUGGUUUCCCCCAGGGAAUGGCCCCUCCAGCUUGCCCCAUCUUGAGCACCUGAUACUGGACCGGGUCCCUGCUUUCUCAGACAUGCAACUACAGGCCCUGUCUAGGCAAGGAGCGCUGUGCUCCCUGGUGCUGAGGGUCACCUACAGGGUGACCCGAAAGGGUUUUCAAGACGCCUUUCCUGGCCUCAGCAGCCUCCAGGAGCUGGAGCUCUGUGGAUGCUCUGUGCCUGCUGAUGGGGCCCUACAGGCCAUAGGAGGCUUCCUGCCCAGACUCCGGGAGCUCAGGGUAACUGUGAUUGGGCUCACGGCCAGGGGAAUGGCCAUUCUGGUGGGGAUGAAGGCUCUAGAAAUUCUUGGCCUCCUGGGACCACCCCCUAGCCCUCAAGAGCUUUCAGCCAAGGAUAUCCUCACUUUCUGUCUCAAGUUGCCAAACCUCAGGGUCCUCAGCCUUCAAGGCAUGGAAAUGGAGUCAUCAGAUGAGGCUAUUCUUAGGGAGGGACUGAGCAACUGUACAGUCACUGUUGGGGAUCUCCCCUUGGAAGGCUGGGAAUCAGAAGGUCUAAGUUGACAGCCUUCACACCAGAAUUAUUCAGGUUCGACUUGGAAGUAAUGGUGAAGGAACUCUACUACUAUGUGACCCUUGGGCAAGCUCUCUGAACCUGUAAGAUAACAGGAUUGGGUUUGAUAAUGGCUAAAGGCCCUCAUAACUCUUAACUCCUUUUUUUUUUUUAAACCCUUACCUUCUGUCUUAGAAUCAAUUUCAAUAUUGGUUCCAAGGCAGAAGCACUAUAAGGAUUAGGCAGUAGUUGUGAUUUGCCCAGGGUCACAUAGCUAAGAAGUGGUGGAGGCCACAUUUAAACCCAGGACUUCCUGUCUCUCUUAAAUCCUGUACUCUUAAAAGAGAACUCUGGCUGAGUUCCAGGGUCUUUAAACAUUUAUACUAGGAGGUUCAGAGAGAGCUAAAGCUUUGGAAACUUAUCAGUAGCUCCUCCAGUCUUUCCUCUUUACUUCCACUCUCACCCUUUCUUCCAAGGAGGCAUCCUCAUCCCUAGGGACAGAGGGCAGGGAGCAUUUAUGGUCAAAGGUUGCCCAGGAAUGAGUUUGACAGUCAGGGCACGUUUGAGACAUUUCAGCCUGUCUGGAUUUUGGAUAAUGGCAUUCAGGGUGGAAUGAGGGUGCAAGGAACUGGAGCUGAUGGUUGGAAUCCCCUCUGGCUGGGGUUGGUUGGCCAUCCUUGUCCUGACUCUUUGGCCUGGCCUUGAGUAAAGAAGCCCAGUCAUGGACCUGGGCAGAAGGUGCCAGUAUUAUUCUUUCUCAUCCUCCUCUUCUUAGGGCCUGGUGGAGUGGACCUGUCCCAGCUGUGCUCCAUUUCAUCCCCUAUUCCCCUGGUACUUAAAUUGGGAAACUGUGUCCUAGAAACUUUCACCCUAGAAUUUCUGAAAUGUCUGCCCUGGGGCCUGCUGUCAUCAUAGGUAGUUAGUGGCCUCCCUUAUCCCACAAUUUUAGGCAGGAUCCAGCCUUGCUUCACUACAUGCAUAUACACACACACUCUCUCUCUCUCUCUUUCUCCCCCCCCCCCCCCCCCCCCACACACACACACAGACACCAUCACCUGUGGCCAUCUGGAUAGGUUCACUCACCUGUAAUCUUGUAGCUAACUCUAAGGAUACCCACACCAUGCCUUCCUUCUAGAACCAUAAAUUCAUCCCUGCUAUAGUUCUUAGGAGUGUGUUGAUUUAUUCCUUUAGGUCUCCAUUCACCAUCUCUGUAACCUUCCAGACCAAAGUGCCCUUCUCCAGUACAAUGUCAGCUUCUUGAAGAAUGGGGCUGUCCUUGUUUUUCUAUCCCUAGUGCUCAGCAGUGAUAUUGUAACAAAUGCUUUUGAACACAAUCAUUCCUUCAAAAAGUUUAGAUCACUAGCCUAGUUCUUCAUGCAAAAAUGCCUCAUGCCUACAACUCUUGCAUUAUUCACUUUUUUUUUGCCUCACACUAGGGUCUCAGUAUCCUGGGCUGUUUUGGGGAGGAGGAGUAGGCUGGACCUGCAGAUUUGGGAUCAGUGGGAGUUCUUUGUGAGCCACUUGAGUUAGGCUUAGAAUCUCUGAAAGAGUUACUCGAUUAGUCCACCAGCAAGCAUUUGUUAAAUAUCUACUAUUUGCCAGCACUGGGGAUAGAAAAGAAAAUGAUGAACUGAGACCCUGCUCUCAAGGAGCUUGCAUUCUGUAGAAAAAUACAACAUAUAUGUAAGUAAAUCAAGUCAUUGUCAUCAGAACUGGAAGAGACCCUGAAAUUACUUUAAAGUACUCAUUCAGUCAGCAAACUAACUUCCUAGGUUUACUGACUGGCUUUGGGGAAAGGGGGGAUUAGGAGAUUACAAAACCCUUUUCCAGUGACUUAGACACAUUGAUAUGAAGAGUAAAAGGAUAUUAGAAAAGUCUAAUAUGGGUGUAUAGGGAGCUCCUCAGUCCAGGCUGAAGAAUGCCCUCAAAGGGUGGAGGUGAGGGACUUGGCAGAAGAAGAAUAUGGAGUAAUUUGUUCCUUCCCAAGAGGAACCUCAGAGCCUGAAGCUGAUGGAACCCAAGGUGGAUGUCAAUGAACACUAGAAGAAAAGCAACAAUGAGCUGAAAAAUCAGAUCUCCAACCCUUUUCUGUGCCUGUCUACCUGAAAGAUAAGUAGGAAAUGAGAUUGGGAGAAAUGGAAAUUUGAGCAGUUGAUGUUCUGAAAUGCUUCAUUAGUUAGGCUUUUCUGUGUGAGACUGUUUUUACAUUUAAUAUGGGAUGGGAGGGUGGGGGUGGGGUGGGAGUGCUAGUGCUAGUGCUAGGGAGUUGUAAAGUGAGAGUGAGUGGCAUUUAUGGAUUUAGAGAUUAGAUCCUUUGGCUCAAGGACAGGGGAAUUAUUUGAAUAUUGGACACUAGAAGUCCUUCUCUCCCCUCUCCCCUCAAAUGUUUGUGGAGAGAAUACCAAGGGAAGAGAAGAGUUUGUAUUAUAGUUGAUAUUACUCCACCUUCUCUGCUCUUGCCCCAAGACUUUCCUAUUUAAACCGAACUUUUAAAAAAAUCCUCUAACUUAGAACUUUGGUCUAUUUCAGAGCAGGAAACUGGGGCCAAAAUCAAAACAGGGUUUGUUCAAGGUCAUAGCAUUGUAAUACUCUAGUGAUCUUUCUCACUUAUUAUGCCAAAUUGUGGGAAAUGGAGCAGAACUGAGAGGAAGUUUGUCUUUUUUAUCUCUUUUCUCAGACCACUUUUGUCUGUCCUAAGACCUUCAAAACCCACAUUCCAGCAUCCACAAACUAAGGGUAGAAGUAGGGAUGUUAUUUACUUGGCUUAGGAACAGUCACAAAAAUCCCUAUUAAUUAGACUAUCAGAGUAGGAAGAGAUCUUAAAGUCAUUUCUCAGAGAAUAUACCUGACUUGUCCCAGGUUAUACAGCAAAUUAAUAGAAGAGUUGGGGCCAAAAGUAAGGUCUUUCAUUCCCUAGCCUAUUUCUCUUCUAUAUCAUGCUACCUGUGACUCCCUUCAGUGAUCCUACAGGUCUGUUAAAGGAUUUUCCUAGACCAUCCAAAGCCAAGACCACCUUGAGAGAGCCAAUUCUUUGAGAGCCUCAGUAGGAAGAAGAUUAUCUGAGUGCCAUAUGUCUACAAGAACAUUUCUUUGUGCAUACCCUUUUUCUGAUUGUGAAUAAAAGUGUUAAAAUUCGA